Messenger RNA from Schistocerca gregaria, 1762 nucleotides. RefSeq names its product THO complex subunit 3 (gene tex). Gene Ontology annotation, biological process: mRNA export from nucleus. The transcript is spliced from 5 exons. Bases 355 to 1323 code for a protein of 322 amino acids. NCBI's taxonomy places the organism in Eukaryota, Metazoa, Arthropoda, Insecta, Orthoptera, Acrididae. Gene Ontology annotation, cellular component: THO complex part of transcription export complex. Gene Ontology annotation, molecular function: protein binding. The record is from RefSeq and is a predicted model, not a curated record.
GUUUUAGCUUUAGACCAUAUCGAUAUCAUUCGAUCUGGGCCGUAGUUUCUACUUUAGACUGUGGUUUCUACUUUAUUAUAUAUGAGCAAAUAUUAUACGUUUGUGUUGAUUAACGGUGUGAAUUACCUGAAGAACAUAGCUUUCAUGCUACUGCAUAUUUGCUUUGAUACAAAAAAAUAAUCCACUGUUUGAUUCGUCUUCUGCAGAUUUGUCAGCAUCUCUGAUACUGUAAGCUAACAACGACAACCGAACGUCAACAAGCAUGCGUUUGUGUUGAUUUUGAUCGAUACGCCGCGGAAAGUUACAGUGUUUGAAAACAGUACUUGUAAUUUUCUGUCAGUAUACGUUGUAACGAUGGUAGAUUUCUAUAGCAAUAUUGAAGAAUUGCAGAAUUACUUCAAAACACACAAUAAAACACGAGAAUAUCAGGCACAUUCUUCUAAAGUGCAUUCUGUUGGUUGGAGUUGCGAUGGAAGACGAUUAGCAUCUGGCUCUUUUGAUAAAUGUGUGUCAAUAUUUACCUUGGAUAGAGACAGACUGAAUAAGGAGUUCACCUUCCGAGGGCAUGGUGGUAGUGUAGACCAGCUGUGUUGGCAUGCCUCUAAUACUGAUCUCUUAAGUACAGCAAGUGGUGAUAAAAGUGUUAGAAUAUGGGACACCAGAACCCAGAAAUGUGCCGCUACAAUCUUGACAAAGGGUGAAAACAUCAACAUUGCUUGGGCACCAGAUGGCAAUACUAUCGCUGUUGGGAAUAAAGAGGACUUGGUGACAUUCAUAGAUACCCGUACUCACAAGAUAAAGGCGGAAGAACAGUUUCAUUUUGAAGUAAAUGAAAUUGCAUGGAAUAAAGAAAGUAAUCUGUUUUUUCUAACAAAUGGCCAAGGUUGCAUACAUAUAUUAAGUUAUCCAGACCUAGAACUACAGCAUGUGUUGAAAGCACAUCCUGGAACUUGUAUUUGCAUUGAACUAGAUCCUACAGGCAAAUAUUUUGCUACAGGAUCAGCUGAUGCUCUUGUUUCACUGUGGGAUUUGGAAGAACUUGCAUGUUUGCGGACUUUUUCAAGAUUAGAAUGGCCAGUGCGCACAAUCAGCUUUAGUCAUGAUGGCCAGCUCCUGGCUUCAGCAUCAGAAGAUUUGGUGAUUGACAUAGGUGAAGUUUGCUCAGGGAAUAAAGUGGUGGACAUUGGAGUUGAAGCAGCCACAUUUACAGUUGCCUGGCACCCAUCUCAGUAUUUGCUGGCCUUUGCUUGUGAUGAUAAGGAAGCUUAUGACCGGAAAAGAGAUGCUGGUACAUUGAAAGUUUUUGGAUUCCCAUCUGAAUAGGCAGCUGAUAAGUGCUGGCUUUUCACCUGUGAUGAUUGAAGACUGAGCUCAGUGUGUAACAAAAGUAUUUUAAAGAGAAAAAUGUUGGAAACAAAUUGAUUUUACAUGCAGUUGUGAAAUACAGAAGAACUUUUGGAAGAAAGAGAUAUUUUGAUAAUAUUCUGUCUUAACGUGGUUUAAUUGAUUAUUGGGAAAAAAUGGAUAGUACAUGUACGAUUGCAGAUAAUUCUCAUAUGUCUUUUAUCAGUUGUUUGGUUGCCUGUAUAGUUUUAGGUAAGAUGGAAAUUUGAAGGUACAUGCUAUAACUAAAAGCUUUUUGUAUAUAAAAGAAAUUCAGGCCUAGUUGUUUGACUUUUGCAGCCAGUUGAUUAAUGCUUUUCUUCCACACUGAUUACACUUGUAUAAUUAAAAAAUUGAAUAAAUGUGUUACAGAUUGUCA